Molecule: messenger RNA, 1194 nt
Organism: Lodderomyces oxycetoniae
Lineage: Eukaryota; Fungi; Ascomycota; Pichiomycetes; Serinales; Debaryomycetaceae
Gene: ENP1
Product: snoRNA-binding rRNA-processing protein
Exons: 1
Coding region: 1-1194 (397 amino acids)
Biological process (GO): rRNA processing
Cellular component (GO): nucleolus; preribosome, small subunit precursor; cytoplasm
Molecular function (GO): snoRNA binding
Source: RefSeq, a predicted model, not a curated record
AUGGGUAAAGUUGCUCAGAGAAAGACCGAACGACAUAAUCCUCUUAAACCAACGGGAUCCGAUGUUAAAAUCGUUAAUAUACAAAAAUUACAGCAUUUGCUUGCAGAAGAUGAGGAAGAAGAAGAGUUAAAUUUGAAUCAGAAAAAGGACCGCCCUUUUCAGCAAGGAGAAGGGGAUGACGAAGAAGAAGACGAAGACGAAGAAGAAGAAGAAGAAGAGGAGGAGGAGGAUGAAGAAGAAGAGGAAUAUGAGGAAAUAGAGAUUGACGAGGCAGAGUACGAACAAGAAUAUGGUCAACAAGAAUCACGCAAUCUUGGAGAACUCAUUAUGCAAAAACUAAACUCAAAACUACAACAAAAGGAAAUAGAAGAAAAAGAGGCGGAACCAGCUCCAGUUCCUGAAAAGGUGUUGCUUGCUUAUAGGAAACUUGCCGUAAUAUUAUCAACUUAUAAAUCUGGGAAAUUGCCAAAGAUUUUUUCGAUUCUUCCUUCGCUAAAUAACUGGGAACAAGUCUUGUUUAUUACUUGUCCUUGGGAUUGGACUCCACAUGCUACAUAUGAAGCAACAAAACUAUUUGUAUCCAAUUUACAAGCUAACGAAGCACAAAAGUUUAUCCAGUUAGUCCUUUUGGAAAAGUUUAGAACUAGUAUUGAAGAAUCUGAGGACCAUUCUUUAAAUUACCAUCUUUAUAGGGCAUUGAAAAAGUCGUUAUACAAACCAGGGGCAUUCUUUAAGGGAUUCUUGUUACCACUUGUUGAUGGACAUUGUACAGUGAGAGAAGCAACAAUUGCUGCUUCGGUAUUGGCCAAAGUUUCAGUACCUGUCUUACAUUCAUCAGUUGCCCUUUCUCAACUACUUCAAAGGGACUACUCUCCAGCCACUACUGUUUUCAUUAGAGUUCUUAUUGAGAAAAAAUACGCAUUACCAUAUCAAGCUUUAGACGAUUUGGUUUUUUACUUUAUGAGGUUUAGAAACGAUAAUGAGGAAAAAGAGCCGAUGCCAGUGGUAUGGCACAAGGCGUUUUUGGCAUUUGCUCAAAGGUACAAAAACGAUAUAACAGAUGAUCAAAGGGACUUCUUAUUGGAAACAGUUAGACAGAGGUUCCAUCAUGCUAUAGGACCUGAAAUAAGACGAGAAUUGUUAGCUGGAAAACCAAGAUUGACUAGUGGGGACAAUACCAAAAUGGUUAUAUAG